Clupea harengus (Atlantic herring) is the source of this 1691-nucleotide messenger RNA. It is a transcript of the gene fa2h, whose product is annotated as fatty acid 2-hydroxylase. NCBI's taxonomy places the organism in Eukaryota, Metazoa, Chordata, Actinopteri, Clupeiformes, Clupeidae. Gene Ontology annotation, biological process: lipid biosynthetic process; fatty acid metabolic process. Gene Ontology annotation, molecular function: fatty acid 2-hydroxylase activity; heme binding; iron ion binding. Gene Ontology annotation, cellular component: endoplasmic reticulum; membrane. The record is from RefSeq and is a predicted model, not a curated record.
CUUACUGCAACGCUAGACAAAAACGCUCCAUAGCCUACCACAAUGGGAUAAAAAUAUCAAAUUAAGUUACUUCUCCAACGGUCCCCUGGAAGGAUCCUAAAUUGAUUGCGCGCUCAUUUAGACAGGAAACUAUUUUUUUUUUAAACCCGCACCAUUAAAAUAAGGAAGUGGACUCGUUUGUUGUUUAGCCCUGUUUGUAAGCUAAAAAAACGACAGUUUUUAAGAUACAACUGGACACAUCGGGGCUAUACUUGUAGGAGAGCUCACCCUUCCUGAAACAGCAGCGCAACAGGUGCAUCCAUCCACCCAUCUGGGCUUUGGGAAAGCUUCGUCAUCAAUCAUUAAUGAGAUGCUAAUGAGACCGCGGAGCUAAGUCAAGCUUGAGAGAGGGUGUGUGUAGGGGGGAGUUAGUGAAGUGACUUGCGGAAGGUUGGGGAGUCUGUCAGUUGUCGUUGCAUGAAAUCAAAAUCACUUCUCGGACGUGAAGAUGAUUGGAGACAUGUCCCCAUCUGUAUCCCCCCGUUUUUUCUCGAUGAAGGAGGUCUCACGGCACUGCACUAAGGACUCGUGUUGGGUACUGCUGGGCACAAGGGUUUACGAUGUGACGGGCUUCCUCACAAGGCACCCCGGCGGCGAGGCGCUCAUCCUGCGCCGCUCAGGGACGGACAUCAGCCAACAGUUGGACGGACCCCCACACCGGCAUUCAGUGAACGCUCGGCGCUGGUUGGAGCAGUACUACAUCGGGGAACUUGACAGAGAUGAUGGCGAUGACACACAGGCUCCCAGGCAAAGGAUUAAAGGCAAAGAACUCACAGGGGAAGAAACAGGACUCAGCAGAUGCAGCAAAGUCGACCUGGAGACGGAUCUGGUGGACUGGCGUAAGCCUCUGGCUUGGCAGGUGGGUCAUCUGGGGGAGAAGUAUGACGCGUGGGUGCACCAGCCUGUGGACCGGCCCAUACGCCUGUUCGAGUCAGAGUUCCUGGAGGCCAGAACCAAGACGUCAUGGUAUAUGGUUCCACUGGUCUGGUUGCCUGUGGUGUUCUUCCUGAGUUGGUACUGCUUGACACUUCUUGCCCAGGAGAAAACCAGAUUGCACCUCACUUCAAAUUACUCCAUCCUGGUCCAUAAGUACAGUUUCCCCGUGAUCUUCCUGCUUGGCAUGUUCCUGUGGUCCUUCAUAGAGUACUGCAUCCAUCGUUUUGUUUUCCACAUGACCCCACCGGCGCACAAUUACUAUCUCAUCACGAUCCACUUCCUGCUCCAUGGACAACACCACAAAUCUCCAUUCGAUGGGUCUCGUCUGGUCUUUCCUCCUGGUCUGGCCUCCUUUGUGGUCGGCACGUUCUACCUGACCCUGCGGUUCUUCUUCUCAGAGGGGUUGGCGAUGUGUCUGUUUGUGGGGGGCUUGUGUGGAUAUGUGGUCUAUGACAUGAUCCAUUACUACCUGCAUUACGGAUCUCCACGCAAAGACUCCUACAUGUAUGGGCUCAAGGCGUACCACGUGAAGCACCACUUUGAGCACCAAAGAGCAGGGUUUGGGAUCACCACCACAUUCUGGGACCACCCCUUCAACACAGUCAUCCCAUCUGAAGAGGCCUUCUGAGGAGGAAGGCACCGGAGACAACCCAACCACAAACAGACUCACACACACAUUCACACACACACACACACACACACACACCCACCCACCC